Molecule: messenger RNA, 855 nt
Organism: Nicotiana tabacum (common tobacco)
Lineage: Eukaryota; Viridiplantae; Streptophyta; Magnoliopsida; Solanales; Solanaceae
Biological process (GO): regulation of DNA-templated transcription
Molecular function (GO): DNA binding; DNA-binding transcription factor activity
Source: RefSeq, a predicted model, not a curated record
AUGGGGUUGAGUACUAAGUUAGUUUCUUUUGAUGAUCAUGGGCUUGAUAAUUUGAGCCAGAAUUCUCUGCCAGAACCACCGUCGAUAAGGCGGCAGCCGACACCGAAACCGGAGCCAUUGAAGUGUCCGAGGUGUGGUUCAAUCAAUACCAAGUUUUGUUACUACAACAAUUACAACAAAUCACAGCCUCGCCAUUAUUGUAAAGGUUGUAAAAGACAUUGGACUGAAGGUGGCACUCUUCGUAACGUUCCCUUAGGCGGUGGCCGAAAAAACAAGCGGUUGAGGCCGACUGACCCCGUUGAUCAUAUAAAUAGGAUGGAACGUGUCACAUUAGAGAUGGACAAUCAGAGGUGUCCUUUAAUUAGCAAGACCGUGCCAUCUUCUACCAUAAGGGGAAAUAUUACUACUUUGGAUGAAGAGAAAAAGGAAUCUGAUAUUUUCUAUCAGACACUAAAGUUUCCUUCAACAUCACUACAAUUUGAUCAUACAAUUAGCAAUUUUUCCAAGAGACCUUUCAAUGGAAAUUACAAGGACAUAUUUGCAGGUCUGAAGUUAGAUGGAAAUACACAUUUUUCUUUCUCUUUUGAUACUGUUCCAUGUUCUCUUAGUACUCAAACUUCAAAUGUUUGCAAUGAAUACAUGGGAAAAUUUGAUAGUACAGUGGAGGAGUCAACCAUAACCACAGUCAUGCCAAUUACAAGCAACAGUGAUCUCCUUUCUCAGCCAUGGCCAAUUCCAGAAACAAGCAAUGUUACUGAAAAUAUGCCAAGUUAUAAUUGGAAUUGGAACGAAAUCGACACGUUAAGUACAGCUGAUCUCAAUAUAACAUGGGAUGAUUUAGAGAUCAAACCAUAA